AGUCAGACGCCGCGCAGACCCUGCGGACGUGCGCUUGCUGCCCUCGCGCCUUGAGGUGCGCGGCUGCUGGGCCCUUGCCGGCUCCAGGUGCCUCCAUUUGGAGGUCUUCCUGUUGAAUGCUGUGGCCGAAUCACUUUUCUCCAUUUUUGCCUUCAGUCCUUUCACUCCUUUCUCCAUGUUUGACUCCAGUCCUUUCACGCCUAAUCCUCCAACCUCCUGGCCCACCAAUCCAUAAGAGACAUUUGAAGUUUAAGAACACUAUGGAGCUCAUCAGAGUGUGUUACUGAAAAAUAUGAUGGAUGAAAGCAAUUUUAAAAUGCUAAAGAUUCAGGAGUGUGUAGAAGCCAACAAAGUGCCUAGAAACAGGCCAUAUAUUUGCAAUAUUUGCUUCAAGCAGUUUGAAACACCAUCAAAACUGGCUAGGCAUUAUCUCAUUCAUACUGGUCAAAAACCAUUUGAAUGUGAUGUUUGUCAUAAAACAUUUAGACAACUAGUUCAUCUGGAGAGGCAUCAGCUAACUCAUAAUCUGCCUUUUAAAUGUAGUAUUUGUCAACGCCACUUUAAAAAUCUGAAGACGUUUGUGAAGCACCAGCAACUUCACAAUGAAACCUAUCAGAAUGAUGUUAAGCAGGUCAGAAGAUUGCUGGAGGCCAAGCAAGAAAAGCCAGUAUAUGGAGUGUAUAACACUUUUACCAGCGAGGAGAGAUGGGCAUUACACUCAUGCUCUAAGCCUGAUCCCACGUACAGUACAACGAAGAGAAGAAAGAGUAUUCAUGCAUGUACAAUCUGUGGCAAGAUGUUUCCGUCACAAUCAAAACUUGAUAGGCAUGCACUUAUUCAUACUGGUCAGAAGCCUUUUAAAUGUGUCCUGUGCAGUAAAUCUUUCCGACAGUCAACUCAUUUAAAAAUCCACCAACUCACACAUUCAGAAGAAAGACCUUUUCAAUGUUGUUUUUGUCAAAAAGGAUUUAAGAUUCAAAGCAAACUUCUGAAGCAUAAACAAAUCCAUACUAGGAAUAAGACUUUUCAGACUCUUUCAUUAAAGGUGAAGAGUCCAGAAUCAUGCCCCCUGCCUAAUAAAUUAAAUACAAAGCAAGAUGGUUUUGAAAAUGUCGAUAUGGGUGAAUCUGAGAAUAAUCCACUUGAUGUCCACUCUAUUUAUAUUGUCCCUUUUCAGUGUUCAGAGUGUGAAGAAUGUUUUGAAUCAGAGCAGAUUCUCAAUGGACACAAGUGUUUUCCUGCCAGAGGUGGCAAAAUUCCAAGGAGGCUCAAAAGAAGCUACAACUAUAAAACCAUUGUUAAAAAAAUCUUGGCCAAGCUUAGACGUGCUGGGGGUAAAAAAUUAGAUAACUUUCGAACAGAGAAAAAGGUAUUUAAAAACAGUUUUUUGAAAAAUAAUGAUCUAAUUUCUGGUGAGCAGAACUCUGAACAAGCCCAGAGAACAUUUGUGGGUUCUCUUGGCAAACAUGGAACAUUUAAAACAGUUGGUAAUAAAAAGAAGAAAAUAUUGACUUUGCCAUUUUCUUGGCAAAAGCAAUUCCAGAGCCAAAAUAUGGGGAAAAAUUUGAAAGAUGUCCUUAUGACAGAAAGCAUAUUAACUAUGGAUAGUUCAGUGAAUAAUAAAGACUUGUCCAUCUAUGGUUCAUCAGGUGAGGAACUCUUUAAUAACUGUGAAGUGCUUCAGUGUGGUUUUUCAGUUCCAAGUGAAAAUAUACAUAAUGGACAUAAGAUGUUUCCUUGUGAUAAAUGUGAGAAAGUUUUUCCUUCUGUAUCCAAACUACAAAGACACUAUUUAAUUCAUACUGGACAGAGGCCUUUUGCCUGUAGUGAUUGUGGGAAAUCUUUUAGACAGUCAGCUCACUUAAAAAGACAUAAAGAAACACAUAUUGAAAAGGGUGCAUAUAGUUCUCUUUACCAACUAGAUUUUGAAAAUAUGAACAAAUUUCUUAGUCAACAAGGUGAUAAUGUUAGCUGUAAUGCUUCUGAACAAUGUCAGUCUCUUGGCUUUCAAAAAUAUGAGGUUUCAGAGUCAGGUCAGAUAUCUGAAAAAGAAGGUAAGGCAGAAUCAGAGGAUUUCAUUCUUGGUACCCAUUGUAGGAACAGACAACCCUAUCUCUCUAAUGCACUUUUGGAAUCAGAGCAAAGCCACCAUUGUUAUAGUUAUUCAGGGCAGCCUGAGAGAAAUGAUGGCCUCCUUUACCCAUGCAGUGUUUGUUGUAAAAGUUUCCGAUCUCCAUCUAAACUGGAAAGGCAUUAUCUAAUUCAUGCAGGGCAGAAACCAUUUGAAUGCUCAGUUUGUGGCAAAACAUUCAGACAGGCUCCUCACUGGAAGAGACAUCAACUUACUCACUUUAAAGAACGACCACAAGAGAAAAUAGCUGUCUUAGAUUCAGUUAUGUAACUGAAAAUCAUCAACAUGCUUGUCUCUGGUGAUCUUUUAAAACAUUUUUAUCUAAAGCCCUGCAUAUUGAAUGAUUGCAUAGGCAGUUUCUUGUCCUAUGUGGUAAGGAGACAAGAUACAUAGAACAUUAAUACAAUGUUUUAGGAACAGCCAAAUUAAUUUUUAAAAGGAAGAACAUGGUUUAAUGUCAUAAAAUAAACAUUUAUUUUAAUAUUAUAAGCAUACUUAUAAUAUUGGAAGUUAUAAUUCCCUGUUACACAAGCAACCUUUUUCCCCCCUUUUGUUUGUGGUGCUGGGGAUUGAACCCAGGGCCUUGUGCAUGCAACAUAAGCACUCUACAAGUGAGCUAUAUCCCCAGCCCCACAACCUUAUUUUUGAAAGGAGUUAUUCCUUGAGACAUGCCGUCUCCUUUAAUAUAUAUAUUUAUAUAUAUGUGUGUGUGUGUGUGUGUGUACACACACACACACUCUCAAAAGACUGAAAGGCAAAAAUGGCCUUUUAUUUGGAGCAAAUAGUGCCCCUGUAUUUUAUGUUACAUGAAAGCAAAAUUUUGUCCACCUGUAGCUCAAAUUUCAUUGGAAAACAUUUUUUUUCUUAUAAGUUUUAAAAACAUAGAGAUAAUGUGAAAGUGGAUGGGGAAAUUUACAACAUUAUUUUCAUAAGUCUUUUCAAAGUUAAUAGAUUAGGAUUGUGUGAUUGUUUAAUAUCCUUUUCCUUAGGGAUGAGGAUUUGGUUUUUUUGUCCUGUUAUUGUCUUUCCCCAAAAAACUUAAAAAUAUGAGAGGCUAGGCUAUAUCCACAUUUAUCAUAAUUCACCAGGAAUAUUUUCCAAGUGCCAUAUUUUUUUUAAUAAUAUGUACACAGUUUUAUCUUUUUAGAAGAAUAAAUGCAUUUCAUCUAUUUGCUUGUUAAUAGUUAACAGCAGUAAUUCACAAAAUUCUCAUCUAGAAAAAUGUAUUUCAAUAAGAUUUUUACAUUUAUUUUAGCAAAACUUUUAAUGCCUCUUUAAUUGAGUGGCUGUGUGAUUUAACUGAAUCUGUUCUAGGUUUGAUCAAAUGGCAUUGAAUAUAUGUAGUUUUAGUUUUUAUUCCUUUAUAAUUUUGCAAGAAAUACUAAGGAAUGUUACUUUGAUCCUUAUUAAGUUGUAUUUUGAUUAGUAAGGUAAUCAUUCCUGUAUAGGAAUAACAUAGUUGGUUAUACAUUUUCUAAACAGAAUUAUGAUUUGGGUAAUAUUUCAUUUAGUCAUAAACUAUGAGAAAGUUUUAAUCACAAAUUGUCCUUCACAUGUGCCAUUGUUUAUAAAAAUCUUUAGGAAUGACAUUUUCUAGUAACAAAAGAAAUGGUUGUGUUUCUAAGGUGAAAGGAACAAGUGAGUAUUUAUCUUAGCAUA
Urocitellus parryii (Arctic ground squirrel) is the source of this 3790-nucleotide messenger RNA. It is a transcript of the gene Znf770, whose product is annotated as zinc finger protein 770. The record is from RefSeq and is a predicted model, not a curated record. Gene Ontology annotation, biological process: regulation of DNA-templated transcription. NCBI's taxonomy places the organism in Eukaryota, Metazoa, Chordata, Mammalia, Rodentia, Sciuridae. Gene Ontology annotation, molecular function: DNA-binding transcription factor activity, RNA polymerase II-specific; RNA polymerase II cis-regulatory region sequence-specific DNA binding.